Messenger RNA from Thecamonas trahens ATCC 50062, 1110 nucleotides. RefSeq names its product neuronal calcium sensor 1. Gene Ontology annotation, molecular function: calcium ion binding. Lineage: Eukaryota; Apusomonadida; Apusomonadidae. The transcript has a single exon. Bases 1 to 1110 code for a protein of 369 amino acids. The record is from RefSeq and is a predicted model, not a curated record.
AUGGGCCAGGGCCAUGCCAAGGAGGCAGAGAUGCGGACGCUUGCGGCGGCGCAGGAGGACACCCACUUUACCCUCUCCGAGGUCAAGCAUCUGCGCAAGCAUUACGAGCGGGUGUGCGGCGGAUCGGAGCUGACUCGCGAUCAGUUUGGCGAGCUUGUGGACGAGCUGCAUCUUCCGGGACUCUCGGACUCGCGCGAGAUGCUGGACGAGGUCUUUACCCUCUUUGACAUCGACGAGUCGGACAGCGUCAACUUUAAGGAUCUUCUCUCGGCGCUUUCCAUCUGCGCACGCGGCUCGCUGGAGGAACGCAUUCUGCUGGCCUUCCACAUGUUUGGCGCCACGUCAGGCGGCGUGGUGUCGCGGGCAUCGAUGCUCAAGGUGCUGACCCACCUCGCGCCGCUCAUCCGGUCGUCGGGCGAGGGCGUGCCGGGAGUGCUGCCUUCCGACGCCAGCAGCUCGAUCAACAGUGCAGGUGUUGCCGACGCCGGCGUUGACAUCGACGCCUUGUCGCAGUUUGUCGACACCAUCUUUGCCGAGUGCGAUCUUGAUGCCGACGGCGCACUCAACAUCCCCGAGUUUACGCGGGCCGUGCGUGCGACGCCGCAGCUGCUUGCCUUCAUGGGCAACUUUGUGACGGCCGACACCGCCGCCAACCGGCCGCGCCGCUACCUAGUGGCGGUCGAUGGUGGCGAAUCAUGCCACCGCGCGUUCCAGCACGUUCUCACUGACCUGCAGGGCCGUGAGCACUCCCUCCACCUCGUCGUCGUUGUCCGCAAGCUCGACCCGCGCCACAAGCCGCCGCUCAUGUCCUCGGCCAAAUUUGAGGCCGAGUUUGCUGCCCGCCACGAUGCCAUGCUCGCCACCAUGCAGUCGUUUGAGGAGCUGGCUCACGAGGCCGGUGUCGCCCGCGUCGAGACCGAGGUCGUCCGCGACGUCGCCGAGGUCGGCCCGGCUAUCAUCGACGUCGCCCACCGCAUCGACGCCGACGUCCUUGCCAUGGGCUUUGAGGGCCAGUCUGGCCGCCAGCACAACUCUGCGGACGUCCAUCUCGGCUAUGUCGCCUCGUACUGCAUCCAGCAUGCCCACUGCUCGGUCCUCAUCAUCAAGUAA